GCCCAACUCUAAUUCUUUCCACCAUUACCAAUUUACCACACCUACAUACAUCCCUAUCAUUUCCAGCAAGCUUCUCUUCGGGCUCUGCAGCUUUGGCCUACGUUCGAGAAUUCACCACCGUUCCUUGAUAUCCAGCAAAAAUGUAGGGAAGCUUAUGACCACUGCUGUGAAACCUGAAUUAGAAGAUAUGGAAGAUGAUGAAGAGCCACUACGCUUCAAACGUCAUAAUAAUAACUUAACAUCAAAGUUGCGCACAUUGAACUCUGAGCCAAACUCUUCACUGUCUCAAAAGCUUGAUGAGAGACAGGUAGGGAGACAGACAUCCAAUGCCAAUUCUCCUAAUGGUCAAAACUGUAAUCUUCAAAAAGACAAGAGAGUCCCUUCCGCCUCCAAGGCAUCACCAUUGAAAUCACCCUUGGUCAGUCCCAGAUCAUCACCACUCAAAUCACCAUUGGUCAGCCCACGAGCAUCUCCUCCACAAAAAAAGAGCUUACCAGCAACCACUGCAGUUAAAAAGGCACAACCAUCUGUUUCUGCAGCUAACCAGCCAACCAAUAUAAACCAAUGCAGAACAAACAAAGGUCACGAGGAAAAGCCAUCUGUUGCUCACCAAAAGGAUGAUUUGGACUCCGAAGAUGAUAAACCAUUGAGUAAUAGUCUACCUGGAUGGUCAAAUAACAAUUCCAACCACUGUAACAAUUUGUCUUCAGCCUCACCUUCAAACAUUGUCCCCCCGAAGGAUGAGGAUUCAGAUGAUGAUAUCCCCUUGUCAACAAGAAUGAAACGUAAACCUGAUAUGGGGACUUCUAAUACAAUAUCGUCUGAACCUAGUAAGGAUAAACUUGUACUUCCUAUCCAGAAGCCCAAUGGUUCUGUAUCCUCUACAGUCCCGAGUAAGAGAUCUCCAGCCGAGGGCAAAUCUACUGGUCAGAGUUUGGUUAAAAAGCCGAGGCUUUCUGAAUCACCUGCUUCUAUUAAGUCUACCAAGCCUUCAGUAAAAGCAGAAAAAAAGGAAUAUGAUGACGAAGAUAACAUUCCCAUAUCACAAAGAAUGAAGAAGUCACCUGGUCUUGUUAAUAAUAAGUCAUCAUCUACAAAGAGAAUCGGUGCAGUUUCUUCUUCCUCACAUAAAAUAACAAAGAGUAAAUUUAAUAAGGUAAAGAAGAACUCCAAAUACUCUCAAUCGUCAAUGGUACCCCCUAGCUCUGGUGAAGCACAAAAAUGGAGUACUUUGGUUCACAAUGGUGUAAUUUUCCCACCACCAUACAAGCCGCACGGGGUUAAGAUGCUCUAUAAGGGAAAGCCUGUAGACCUGACAGCAGAGCAAGAGGAGGUUGCGACAAUGUAUGCAGUCAUGUUAGAUACAGAAUACAUGAACAAACCUAAAUUCAAGGAGAACUUUAUGAAUGACUGGAAGAAAAUACUUGGAACAAAUCAUAUAAUUCAGAGUUUGGAGCACUGUGAUUUCAGACCUAUAUAUGAGUGGUAUCAGAAAGAGAAGGAAAAGAGGAAGCAGAUGAGUCCAGAAGAGAAAAAGGCGUUAAAAGAAGAGAAAAUGAAGCAAGAAGAGAAGUAUACAUGGGCUAUUCUUGACGGUAAAAAAGAAAAGGUAGGAAACUUCAGGGUCGAACCUCCUGGAUUGUUCCGAGGUCGCGGAGAACAUCCAAAGAUGGGGAAGUUGAAAAGGCGCAUCUACCCAAGUGAUAUUACGAUAAAUAUAGGAAAAGAUGCCCCAAUACCAGAAAGCCCCAUCCCUGGUGAAAGUUGGAAGGAGGUGAAGCAUGACAACACUGUAACAUGGUUAGCAUUCUGGAAUGACCCUAUAAACCAAAAAGAAUUCAAAUAUGUUUUCCUUGCUGCUAGCAGUACCUUGAAAGGGCAAAGCGAUAAAGAGAAGUAUGAGAAAGCAAGACUGAUUAAGGAUCACAUAGAUCGAAUCAGAGCUGCAUAUACUAAAGAUUUUAAUAGUAAAGAUCCUGUUAAGCGGCAAAUAGCUGUUGCUACCUAUCUUAUUGAUAAACUCGCUCUCAGGGCUGGCAAUGACAAGGAUGAUGCUGAAGAAGCUGACACAGUUGGUUGCUGCACAUUGAAAGUAGAGAAUGUUGAGCCAGAGCAUCCAGAUAUUUUGAAGUUUGAUUUCCUUGGUAAAGAUUCUAUCAGAUAUUAUAAUGAAGUUCGGGUUGAAGAAGCUGUUUUCAAAGCAAUUCAACAGUUCCGGAAAGGGAAGCGUGGCAAUGAUGAUCUUUUUGACUCGCUUGAUACAAAUAAGUUGAAUGCUCAUUUGAAAGAACUGAUGCCUGGCCUAACUGCCAAAGUUUUCCGUACUUACAAUGCGUCCAUUACAUUGCAAAAAGAGUUGGAUAGGCUCACGGAUAGUCAUGCUGAUGUUGCAGAGAAAGGAAGGGUAUAUCUAGAUGCAAAUAAGCAGGUGGCUAUCAUUUGCAAUCAUCAACGUAGUGUUUCAAAGACGCACGAUGUGCAAAUUUCACGCCUGAACAACAAGAUAGAAGAGUUAAAGGGUAUUUUGGAUGAACUGAAAACGGAUUUGACCCGUGCAAAGAAAGGGAAGCCUCCAUCAAAAACUGAAGACGGAAAGACAAAGAGAAAUCUGGCACCCGAAGCAUUGCAGAAAAAGAUAGAUCAAACUAUUGUGAAGAUCGAUAGAAUGGAAAAACAAAUAGAGACAAAAGAAGAUAUGAAAACAGUUGCACUCGGCACGUCCAAGACCAACUACCUAGACCCAAGGAUCACUGUUGCAUGGUGCAAACGGAAUGAGGUUCCCAUUGAAAAGGUAUUUAACAAGUCUCUUCUGGCAAAGUUUGCUUGGGCCAUGGAUGUUGAUCCCGACUUCUCUUUCUAAAGGAAAAAAUGGUUAACUGUAUGCUGAUAUAUUAUUAACUAUUCACAUAACCUCCAUGACACUGAUAUAUUGUAUUAAAGAGGCUGUUAAUAAUGUUGUCCAAAAUAAUGUUGUCGUGAAUGAGAAAUUGAGUUUGAAGUAUUGCGUUGAUAAUUCAUAAUGUAUUAAUGUUGUGCUUGUUGUUGUAGUCACUGGGACUGCUGUUAAUAUUAAUUUUAUGUUAUUUGGCAGUGCUAGUGCUAAUGGUAAUGUUAGUUAUUGUAUUACAUUCAUAUUAUUUACAUUCUCAUAUUUUUCACAUUUAUGUUA
Molecule: messenger RNA, 3169 nt
Organism: Cuscuta epithymum
Lineage: Eukaryota; Viridiplantae; Streptophyta; Magnoliopsida; Solanales; Convolvulaceae
Source: the annotation of a GenBank genome assembly